Molecule: messenger RNA, 4415 nt
Organism: Penaeus indicus
Lineage: Eukaryota; Metazoa; Arthropoda; Malacostraca; Decapoda; Penaeidae
Product: mucin-2-like
Exons: 4
Coding region: 54-3650 (1198 amino acids)
Molecular function (GO): protein dimerization activity
Source: RefSeq, a predicted model, not a curated record
UUGAGGAAGAAGGCGAAGGCGAGAGACAUGACGCUCGAGGAUUUCGUCUGAUAAUGACCAAGAACAAAUGCAAGAACCAGAAGAAAAGCGAUGAUGAGAAGAAACAGUUUAGACAAUGGGAAGCCGCUCGCAGACAGCGCUUCAACGAGGGCCUGGAUAAGCUGCGGCUGGUGCUGCCCGACUGCGACCCCAAGACCAAGGUGGAGAUCAUCCACUCGGCCAUCGAAUACAUCCAGGAAAGCAAGGCAUUCAAGGAGAACAUACUUGCGGGGAACGAAGCACAGGAGCUGAAACGUGUCAUUCGGAGGUUAAGAAAGCAAGUGGAAGUCUUGAAGCAGAGGAAUGCCAUCCUUGUUAAACUGUUGCAAGAGACUGGACUUCGCAUUGAGUCGGAUGCUUCUGGCGGAGAGAUUAUAUAUACCACUCCUGGUACCUGUGUUCAGAGUAACUGCUCAAAUGCAUCAUGCAAGAGAGUAACCUGUGGGACCCGCAUACCUGUCUUGCUGGGUGACCUGUCUUCGGAGGUCAUUGAUGACGCACUGGAAGAAGACGAUGCUGUAAAUUCCGGUGAUUUACAGCCCAGAGAUCCAACGGAGAAACUAGCAACUGUAAGUAGUAUCAGAACACAGCAACCCGUUUUUACAGAGCAAGGUACAGGGACACAAGAGAAUACAGACCCCGGCGAUUCUCUGGAGAGCAGCGGAAACAAGCAGAGUGGAAAGCAGCCGUCAGUUGAAAAUUCUCCAGAAAAUGCAUCCGAGGCCAGUCUUCCAGCAAGGAAUUCCUCUGACUUCCAAGAUGAAGACGUGGGUGUGUCAAUACCUGCUGUCAGCGAUGAGGGAGCAGCCCAAGCACUUGUGCCUCCACAGGAAAGUGAGAGUGAAAGUCCCAGAAUUGCAUCUCGGCCAGAGAAUGCAGGGCCUGUAAGUGCCUUGUCACAUAAUUUUGUAAGUGCACAGCUGACCAGUUUGUCUAUUGAAAGUGAAAAUGAACAUAUAUCUGUGUUGCCCCAGAACUGUGCAAGUGACUUGAAGUGUGAAAAGACAAAGGAAAAGAUUCUUGUUGAAGAAGUCAGUAAGAACGGGACAAUAACGGUGAGCAUUAUAGAGGAGGAAGGAACACAGACAGAGGAAGCCAGCAAUAAUGGGUCCAGUAAACUAUCAAACAGGAAGCUGGAUGGUGAAGGAUCAGAUAAGGCAAUGGGUACAGCAAAGGAGCUGUCCUUAGCAUCUUCUGAAACCUGCUUGGUUGUCCAGGACAUGCAACAUGUCACAGUCCAUCCUGAAAUUCAGCCCCAGUCAAUUCCAGCUACGCAGUCAGUUCCCGUGUCGGCCUCAAAUUUUUAUGGAAACCCCACGCAAAUGGUCACAAUUCAGGUUCAUGGGGGAGAGAAAGUACAAAACAAGGGGCAGAAAGUUGUCCUGCUGCAGUGUGGGAAUUCUGCUCCAGGCACAUUCCAGCUUGUCCCUCCAAUCGCUGAUAAUUCCCAGCUCACUUACGUGACCCCUUCUCUCUCAGGGGUCCCUAUCAUGUCCACAGGUGUUCCCCCCUCCAUCCUACAGACAGGAAAUCUUGUGAAGGUAGUCAAUUCCCCUCCAGUUCUCCUCCUUCCCCCACAGCCCAUGAUUUCAUCCCUGCCACAUGCCACUAAACUAAAACCAAUUGCUCCCAAACCUUGCUCUUGCAAGCCUGUGACAUCCUCACAGACAAAGGAUGUUUCAGGUGGUAUUAUAGCAUCGCUUCCCAAAAAUCAGGGACAAGUUUCGCCCGUCAAGAAAGAUCUCGUUCAGACGCCCUCCAAGGCCUCCGCCAAAGUGAAGCGCCCUCUCUCCUUAGAGAGGAAUAACGGCAAGGCAGCUAAGCGUAGUAAAGGGGAGUUUUCUGCAGAGUUGCCCACCAUAUCAAAGGUUCCUGCAGACAUUCAGCCUUUGCAGUCGUCUAGUCUGAACCCAAAGACUGUAACUGUAAACCAGGUCGAGCUUGCCAGCGAAGAUGGUGAAGACUUACAGGAGAUUUCAACGACAACCUUAACAGGUCUUGUUCAUUCAGCUGGUAUCAUGGACUGUGUGGGAGAGGAUGCCUUGGGGAACAUCAUGGAUAUUCCCGUCGAUAUGCCUUGUGUCAUGACAGAAAAUAUAAGAAGCUCAGGGAUAGAGCCUAGCAAUCCCACAGAUGACCGCCUGGUAGAGAUGUUACGUUCAAUUGACGAGAGCGAUCCGCGUGCGUGUGAGUUUUCUCCUCCUUCCUCGCCUGUGAAUGGCACAGACCCAUUGGUUGAGCAGGGCAAAGGUCCAGAGGUGCAGGAUGAAACUACUGAAGUCAGUUCAGGAGAUACUGAGACUAAUAAGAUCUGUGAGGAAAAUCAAGCAAUACCUGCCAAGGGAAAUGAACCAAGCUCAGUAACUUUAGAAAAUCAGCAAGAUGUUGGAACUAUAGAUGAAGAGUGCUCAGUGCCAACUAGUUCUUGCACAUCAGCUGAAAGUUCUGUUACUAGUAACUCCUAUAGCAUCACAGCUUUAUGCUUAUCAUCCAGGCCUCUGAAGGAACAGUCUUUAGUAAAAGAUUUUGGGAAAGCAUCUGUUUCUUCUUCAGCUCCAACUGUUCAGUCCUCAGAUGUUGAGUCAGUGGCUCAGAGGACUCCAGUGACAGUGUCUGCUGAAACUACAGAUCUUACCAGAGUCUCUACUCCACUAGUGCUUCCCACCACAUCGGGCGAAUAUUACCUUUCCAAAACGACUUUACCCUCACGUGAACACCUUCCAAAAGCUGCUUCUGCUCCUACGGUGUGUCAGUUGCCAUUACCGUCAGCAGCUGCCCUUCCGCCUCCAAACAUUUUCCUCAGAAACCCCACUGUUCUUCCUUCUUCCUCUCAUUCCUUGCCUCUGCCGCUUCCUCCUCUUCCCUUGCCCCCUCUCCCUCCUCUCACGACAGAGCACCAUUCAGCUACACUUCUGUCAUCCCCAUCAGUUUCAUAUUCAAAUAUCAGUAUACCAGUAACUUCUACAUCUAGUUUGACAGUGUCCAACAUGGCCACUAGUUCAGUAACAUUUACUAAAACUUCAUUAAGUGAUCCAGUAUCCCCAGCAGUGAUCUCCCUACCUAAUUUAUUUACAGCUCCCUCAACAACUAUUUCACUUUCAAAUUAUCAUAUGCCAUCUCAGUCCCCCUCUUUCUCAUUUUCCUUGACAAUGCCCUCAUCGUCAUCUUGGACCUCGGUGACAAAUAAUGCAGCAUCAGUGAGUAGCAACACCACUAGUACCGCAGCACCAACAGUAUCUUCCCUAUUUUCUUCUUCCUUAUUACAUUCAUUAUCUACCAGUGAUGCAUACAACUCAGGAGACAUGUCGGUAAUAUCUAAGGACUCGUCCAAAGACUUGCAAGCAUCUGUUGCAUCCUCAACCGUACAGUCACACGGUUCAGAUGCCGUGAAUGCCACUUCGACCCCAGCUGCGCAUGAAAGCAAGGAACAAAGAACAGCGCAUGUUACCUCAUCAUCCACCUUAAUAUCUUCAACUUUGUCCACCUCUGUCACAGACGCCAUUCUAACUCCAAGUUCUACUACUCCUGUAGUGUCAUCAUUAUCAGCAUCAUCUUUAUCAUUUUCAUUAUCAUCAGCAAAUGUUUCUUUACCAGAGUCUCUACUCCACUAGUGCUUCCCACCACAUCGGGCGAAUAUUACCUUUCCAAAACGACUUUACCCUCACGUGAACACCUUCCAAAAGCUGCUUCUGCUCCUACGGUGUGUCAGUUGCCAUUACCGUCAGCAGCUGCCCUUCCGCCUCCAAACAUUUUCCUCAGAAACCCCACUGUUCUUCCUUCUUCCUCUCAUUCCUUGCCUCUGCCGCUUCCUCCCCUUCCCUUGCCCCCUCUCCCUCCUCUCACGACAGAGCACCAUUCAGCUACACUUCUGUCAUCCCCAUCAGUUUCAUAUUCAAAUAUCAGUAUACCAGUAACUUCUACAUCUAGUUUGACAGUGUCCAACAUGGCCACUAGUUCAGUAACAUUUACUAAAACUUCAUUAAGUGAUCCAGUAUCCCCAGCAGUGAUCUCCCUACCUAAUUUAUUUACAGCUCCCUCAACAACUAUUUCACUUUCAAAUUAUCAUAUGCCAUCUCAGUCCCCCUCUUUCUCAUUUUCCUUGACAAUGCCCUCAUCGUCAUCUUGGACCUCGGUGACAAAUAAUGCAGCAUCAGUGAGUAGCAACACCACGAGUACCGCAGCACCAACAGUAUCUUCCCUAUUUUCUUCUUCCUUAUUACAUUCAUUAUCUACCAGUGAUGCAUACAACUCAGGAGACAUGUCGGUAAUAUCUAAGGACUCGUCCAAAGACUUGCAAGCAUCUGUUGCAUCCUCAACCGUACAGUCACACGGUUCAGAUGCCGUGAAUGCCACUUCGACCCCAGCUGCGCAUGAAA